CACCUCCGUACUAGACUGCUACCCUCCAGUGCAGCCGCAGCCGCAGCACACACGCAGCACACGCAUCCGCCGCUGCGCCCGCACCCCGCGUGUGCCUCUCUGCGCCGCAGCUCUCUCGUCUCUGCAGCCUGCACAGCCGCGUCGCUAAUUGCUCAUCGGGGCAUCACUUUGCCUGCGCGCCGCUGCCAGUCUCGUCACCCGCUGCCUAGCUCGUCCGCAGCAGCUCGGCCGUCGUCGUCGCCGCCGUCGUCUGGCCUCGCUCGCGGCUUCCGCGCGCCUCGCACCUCAAUGUCCAACCACAACCCGCGCGCACACGCCAACGCCGCCGCGCCGCCGCACGCCGCCGCCGACAUGAACUCGCAGGCGCGCUACCAGAGCGUGCCCAACCCCAACGGCGGCUACGACGCCGGCCGCAGCAGCGCCGUCGCGCACGCCGGCUCGCAGCCCGCCGGGCGCCGCUCCACGGGCGACGUCUCGGGCAGCGGCAGCGGCGGCAGCGGCAGCGCCGAGAGCGCCAGCGGCCGCUCGUCGACGGCACCCAUGCUGCGCGGCGCGCCGCCGACGGGCGCCGCCUACGCCGACUUCCGCGACGGCGCCGACAUCGACUCGCGCUACGCCCACAUCCGCAAGGGCAGCAUGGGCCGCAUGGGCGCGCGCGGCGGCCAGGGCGGCGCCAUGUACGCCGGCGGCGCCGGCUCCGGCGCCACGCUCGGCUCCGAGCUGCACAGCGGCGGCAGCAGCAGCGCGCCGCGCGGCAACCGCGCCAGCGCAUACAGCGCCAUCUCGGCCGUCUCGAGCGGCCCGACGGACAGCAACAAGUACUACGAGCCGGCCGCGCAGGAGGGUCUGCUGUGGGACGGCAAGGGCGAGGCGGAGCCCGACGACUACCUGCACAACCCGGACUCCAAGCGGCGAGACACCUUCACCGUCUGCUCGGGCCGUGGCAUCCUCAACGUGCUGGCGCUCUUCGUGAUCGUGGCCGGCCUGCUUGCGCUCUUUGCCGGCUACCCGAUCAUUUCGCACUACGCCAAGCGUCCGGAGAGCACGCUGGGCGGCUUCAACAUCGGCGGCACGAACGGCACGGGCCAGGUGCCCGUCGUGCUCUCGCAGCUGCGUCUGCGCGACAACGACACGCCUGCCAGUGCCAACACGUGGCGCAGCGCCACCGGCGAGACGUACAACCUCGUCUUCUCCGACGAGUUCAACCAGCCCGGCCGCACCUUCUGGCCCGGAGAUGACCCGUUCUGGGAGGCCAUGGACAUCUGGUACGGCGCCACGGGCGACUACGAGUGGCUCUCGCCCGAGCAGGUCAACACCACCGACGGCCACCUGCUCAUCACGAUGGAGAACCGCCCGACGCACAACCUCAACUUCCGCUCCGGCCAGCUGCAGUCGUGGAACAAGUUCUGCUUCCAGGGCGGCUACAUUGAGUUCGCUGCGAUCCUGCCCGGCUCUGGUGCUGCGCAGGGCUGGUGGCCCGGUCUUUGGACCAUGGGCAACCUCGGACGCCCGGGCUACCUCGGCACCACGGACGGCAUGUGGCCGUACAGCUACACGGGCUGCGACAACGGCAUUCUGCCGAACCAGUCGUCGCCCACGAGAGGCCCGACGAGCGUGCGCACGGCCACCAAGUACGGCCGCACGGGCCUCAACUGGCUGAGCGGCAUGCGCUCCUCCUCGUGCACGUGCUCCGGCGAGGACCACCCUGGCCCGAACAACAACGUCGGACGCGCUGCUCCUGAGAUCGACGUGCUCGAGGCUCAGACGGUGAACGGCGAGGGCGAGGCCUCGCAGUCGCUGCAGGUCGCGCCGUUCGACAUGGACUACGAGUGGGACCAGACGACGCCGACGAUCUACAAUCGCCGGAACACGCAGUUCAACUCCUACACUGGCGGUGUGUACCAGGAGGCUGUCUCGGCAGUCAGCAUCAUUCCGCCGGACGCCUACGAGCUGAACGCGGCGCCGCGCUUCGUCACCUUCGGCUUCGAGUACCACCCCGACUGGAACGGAGACGGCAGCGGCGACAUUACGUGGUACAUCGACGGCCAGCGCACCUGGACCAUGCGCUCCGACUCGAUUCCCGCGCGCCCCGACAUUGGCAUCUCGCAGCGCAUCAUCCCCACGGAGCCCAUGAGCAUCAUCAUGAACCUGCACAUCUCCGAGGGCUUCCAGCACAUCGAGUUCGACACGCUGCAGUUCCCGGCGACGCUCAAGGUCGACUACGUGCGCGUGUACCAGCUGCCCGGCCAGGAGCGCGUCGGCUGCGACCCGGACGACCACCCGACGAAGGACUACAUCGAGCGCCACCACGACGUUUACUACAACCCGAACCUCACCGUCUGGCCCAAGGAGUUCCCGCGCAACCGCAUGACGGGCUGCUAGAGCCGCUGCGUCUCUCCUUGCCUCCACAUCCGAUACGCCAGUCUCCCCUGCUCCGUCGCAACGCGUUUCCUUACGGACAGUCAAGUGCCUUCUCUCUCUCUGUCUCUUCCGAUGCGCCUUUGCUCCUCCACUCCUCCAUUCACGCUUCUGACGCCGAUGUACAAUCUACUCGUCUCUGCUACCCUCCCACGAAAUGCUCCUCGUUCUGCCCUCGCUGUCUCUGCUUUUGACGCGUGCAUUCCAU
Molecule: messenger RNA, 2626 nt
Organism: Tilletiopsis washingtonensis
Lineage: Eukaryota; Fungi; Basidiomycota; Exobasidiomycetes; Entylomatales
Product: beta-glucan synthesis-associated
Exons: 7
Coding region: 289-2382 (697 amino acids)
Biological process (GO): fungal-type cell wall organization; (1->6)-beta-D-glucan biosynthetic process
Cellular component (GO): plasma membrane; endoplasmic reticulum membrane
Molecular function (GO): glucosidase activity
Source: RefSeq, a predicted model, not a curated record